Molecule: messenger RNA, 3337 nt
Organism: Aplysia californica (California sea hare)
Lineage: Eukaryota; Metazoa; Mollusca; Gastropoda; Aplysiida; Aplysiidae
Product: inactive hydroxysteroid dehydrogenase-like protein 1
Exons: 8
Coding region: 118-1302 (394 amino acids)
Molecular function (GO): oxidoreductase activity
Source: RefSeq, a predicted model, not a curated record
GCACUGGCUUAAUUGUUUACAAAUGGCGGACAGCAGCUUGUAAAAGUGACAUGUGUGCAUAGUUUUGAUAAAAUUUAUACUUUGUUCUUGCAAAAUACAAUAGUUGUAGUGUUGAAAAUGUUGUCAAAUCGAUGGUUUGGCAGCUUUAGAACGUUUUCACUGCAGCUUACGCCCUCGCGCAUUCUGCAUUUUUCUGAUUUCAUCGAUGUGUUUGCUUUUUUGGGAGCUUAUUAUUUUGUUAAAAAGUGCUUGAAAACAGCAGCGCUCUUGACUGAUACAGUGAAUGCCCAUGUCUUAAGCAGAUUGAGACCUUACAGCAAUGAAUGGUGGAUGGAAAGUUUUGGACCGUGGGCAGUCUUACGCUUAGUUCACUCCUCAAGGAUUACCUGGCAAUUCAGGGUCUCGACUAGCGUUCAGCUUUGGACUUUGACGAACGAAACUACAAAAUCACCCGUGGUGACUGGUAGCAGUGAAGGAAUCGGUCAGGCAUAUGCAUAUGAACUGGCGCGGCGAGGUCUCAAUGUGGUAUUGAUUAGUGAAAAUGAACGCAGGUUGAGGAGUACACAGGUGCUACUAGAGGGCAGAUUUGCUGUGAAAGUGGAAUACAUUGUCGUGGAUUUUGCCUCAGCUGAUCAAACUGAAGUGUAUAACCGUAUCUGGGAAGUUCUUGAGGAUAAGGAUAUUGGCCUUUUAGUGAACAAUGUCGGAGUGAGCUACCGUUGCCCUGAUGUGUUGCUGAGCAUCUCUCGGGAAGAUUUGUGGAGGCUCAUAUAUGUCAACAUUGGGGCAGCCACAAUGAUGACGCACAUGCUCCUCCCUGGUAUGGUCAAGCAAGGGCGAGGUGGCCUGGUUGUCGUCUCGGCUGGCUCCUCCACACAGAUCACGCCUCAGAUGACCGUCUACUCUGCCACCAAGCGGUACCUUGACUACUUCAUCCAGGGUGUGGCUUAUGAAUACCGUCACUCGGGCCUGACUUUCCAGUGCCUCAUGCCCUUCUAUGUGAAUACGAGGAUGACUGGCUUCAGCGACACUUUGACCCGCUCCCGUGGAUUCUUUCCAUCAGCCAAGCAGUACGCAAGCAAUGCUAUACUCACUCUUGGCAGGGCAAGCCUCACCACAGGAUAUUUCUAUCAUACCCUCCAGUUGUGGUUGGCGUGGAUGCUGCCCUCUGGCCUGUGGAUGUGGGGAUCGGAAAAACUCAACAACGCACUGAGACGAGAAGCUCAGAACAGAGCACUGCGCAGGGUGCACAAAUCUGCCUCUGAUGAAACCAUGGUGUCCGUUGCCAUGACACCUGCCUAGUCUGUUGAUCUUGUUCUCCAUGUUUUUGUGGACACCUGGACACCCUAACCUUUCCCGCAUCCCUCUAACUUUUUUACUCCCCCUAACUAGAUUACACAGAGUUGCAGAAUGUUCAAAGAACGGAGUGGGCUCCUCAGCAAGGCCUGAAGGGUCUCUGAGCUGAACAAAAUUUGUUUUACAGUCUCGAGUCACUUGUCAGAGCAAAUAGUAGGCCCUACUGUUUUUUGUUUGUUUUAAAUUUGAUGUCGCAAGUGACGAAAUAUGACACAGUAGGCCUAUGUUGUUCAGUACAAUAAGGUCUUUGAAGCCUUUAGAACAUGAGCUUGUUUCUGUUGCUAUAGUGUUUAGCUGAACAGAUGAUACCAAGUCUCAGUGCUGGACAGAAUGCUAGUCUGUUGCAGAUAAAAUUUACUCCUUCAAGUUCACAGGGAUAUCUGCACAGUGUUUAUUUUAGACUAGAGCCAAGUGAGAAAAAGAUCAAACAAAGUCCUAUUCCCAAGAAUACUGUGCUUAGUUAGACGUUGGUCUGGCAAAAUUUUGGUCUCCUGCGAAUCAGCUGGACCAUGAGACCACUUUGACUGUUUGCUAAAGAAAGAGAUACUGGAGGAUCAAUGAGUUAUUUGGAGACUGUGUUAAAAUUAUCAGUUUGGUCCUUCCUGUGACAUGGUAGUUUAAGAUGCGACUCUUAUGUGGUGUUGCACAACUAUGCCCUAUUAAAAAAAUUCAGUAAGGUGUUGGCUUAAGCUGGGUUACUCGAUUGCCAUGCCCGAGGAGUGGUGUGUGAAAGUGCAAAUGUAAGACAUAUUUUUAAAGUCAUGAUGGCAUCUUAAAUGUUAUUUUAUGUUAUUAAAAAAUGUAACUUUUAGAACUGUGUGACUAGUGUGAGAUUAAGCUGUUCAUAACACAAAGAGCAUUGGGAUUUAUUUAGAGCUGCGCUAAUCAGUGUUUAUGAAGACUAUGGAAUAAAGAUUACAAAGAAUACUGUGUUCUCCAAAGCUUGCCAGUGUAAUAGAAGAUGUUUAGUUGUGUAUAGUAACUGGUGUACCUGGAAAAGAAGAACUGUUCUCUUUGAGCACAAAGAUAAGGUGGUAAAACACUUUACAUUGAUGUGGGUAAUAGUAAUGUGAGUUUGAAUCCAGUUGGAAAUGCUGUGUUUUAAAUAACCUCCUGAGUGGCGUCAGUGGCCUAGUGUUUAGGCUACCGGACUUGUAAUCAUGAGGUUGCGGGGUCGGGGGUUCUUGGGGAAAGGCACUUUACACAAAUUUUCUUCACUUCACCCAGGUGGAAAUGGGUAGGCUACCUGGCCAUAGACUGAGAAAGAUUUUGUUAAUAUGUUAGUGUUUUAGCGCCUAUAAAUGGCUGCUUGCACUGUAUGCUUACCAGGAAGUUUCAGAAUGCUCUCAGAUCUGCUGGGGUAAUAAUAUAGAUUGUGAAGCGCAUAGAGCUUGCUGUUGAGCGGGGAUUCGCGCUAUAAAAAUGCUAUCUAUUAUUAUUAUUCUAUUAUUAAAAGACUUGUACUCAAAAGUUUUUCUUGAAACAAAAGGACAGCAAAUAAGGUAUUGCCGUACUCUGACUAGGCAUAACCUACAAGUUGACUUUUAUCUUGUACCACAAUUCCCUCUAUCAGUGUUUCAUGCUUGUAUUUUGUUUUUAAAGUGUUGCAAGUUGCCUUGCUUCUUUCCUCAGUGUACUGUGAUAAGUGUCUUUAUGGAGUCUGAUCCUUUUUUUGCACUACUCAGCUGUUGGUUGUUGGUAUUUUCACCUGAUGGAGAAAAUUUAGUUUUUAUUAAGGUUUCAUACUCUGAGCAUGAUUUGUUGUACUUAUGAUGUUGUUCACAAUAUUUCAUGAAAAGUUUAUAGCAAUGUUUUCUUAGAAGGUGUUCAUUGUUUUUUUGUGCCAUUACCAUAGUGAAUGGCCAUAAUGUUUUGUCAAGAUCAAUUUUUACGAUGGGGAAUGUUUUUUUUUUAAAGUAUUAUCUUUUGGACUACUCAACACAUUUGUUUUUUUCAUGUCAUAGUGCAGUUUAGAAAGAAA